GUUAGGCCGUCGGGUGUCAACCAGAAGAGCCACACUUCCCUCACUCUCUAUCUACCUAUCAGCGCGUCUUGAGUUGGCUUCAGGUAGACCAUCCAUUGGCUUGUUCUCAUCCCUGCCUCUUUAGUUCUCUCGCAAAAGUACGCUUCAGGGUUGGCGCUUGCCAAGCACCCUUCCUUGAAGCUGCAGCGGCGCGCUGUGCUGUCCCCUCAGUCAUCGUUCGCUCGCCUUCGCGCUCUCUCCGCUUGUCGCUUGGAGAGCUCCUCACCUGUCCUUCCCUCUGUUGAAAUGCUAGAGCACGUUGUCCAGUAUGACAGAAACAAAGAUGCAGUUGGAAGACUGGCUGGAUGAUCUGUGUGUCCGCUUCAUCAUCAACUUACCUCGAGAGGAGCUUGAAUCUGUUGAACGCAUCUGUUUUCAGGUUGAGGAAGCACAAUGGUUCUACGAGGACUUCAUUCGACCCUUGGACCCGGCGCUUCCAUCGUUGUCUCUCAAAGCCUUCGCCUUGCGCAUCUUCCAGCACUGUCCACUGAUGUCCCAAUGGUCGCACUACCAUCAUAUCACCGCGUUUUCCGAAUUCUUGGCCUACAAGACCCGGGUACCCGUGCGCGGUGCCAUUAUGCUCAACCAGGACAUGGAUGAGGUAGUCUUGGUCAAGGGCUGGAAGAAGGGCGCUAACUGGAGUUUCCCCCGGGGCAAAAUCAACAAAGAUGAGAAAGACAUCGACUGUGCCAUUCGUGAAGUGUAUGAAGAGACCGGCUAUGACGUUCGAGAAGCCGGAUUGGUCAAAGACGAGAACGACGUCAAGUUCAUUGAGAUUACCAUGCGAGAGCAGCAUAUGCGGCUGUAUGUUUUCCGUGGCGUGCCGCAGGAUGCUCAUUUUGAGCCGCGAACGCGCAAGGAGAUCAGCAAAAUAGAGUGGUACAAGCUUUCGGAAUUGCCGACUUUGAAGAAGAGCAAGCAGCAAGAUCAAGGUUUCGUUGUCGCCAAUGCAAACAAGUUCUAUAUGGUGGCUCCGUUCAUGCACCCUCUCAAGAAAUGGAUCGCUCAACAGAAAAGGCUUGAAGGAAAGGUGCAAGGGGCUCCGAAGUUACCCAUGCCAAGUGAUGCCGAAAUGUCGAUUGAUGAGGCUUCUCAUGCCAUGCACAGCUUUACGCCAAACCAGAUUACUGCGGAGGUGGCUGUUCCAAGUGAUUUGCCGGAAGUUGCAUCAUCCCAGGACGCCUCCGUUCAUCUCAAGCGUCUCUUGAACAUCAACAGUGCCAUUCCGUCUCAGAUUCUUCCCCCGCCUGUCACAGCUUUGCAGAACUCUGGGGCUAAUGCCUCGAAGUCCAAUGCUCUCCUAGAGCUGCUAAGGGCCGGUUCGCCUCGCGAAUCCGUUCCUCAGCUUCCAGAAGCCGACCAGAAUUCGCCGCCAGCACCUCUUGCAGGUGGUCGAUCUCAUCCCACUCCUGGCUUCUUUCCAGGCUUCCCUCAACAAGGCCCUCAUGGUGGGCUACCUGCAGGUCUGCCGCAGUAUCCACAGCCUCAUCAGGGCCCUGGAGCGCACCUGCCGCCUUCCAUUGUCAAUGCAAUGCCUCAUGGCCCAGUGAAUCAAGGACCUCAUUCUGCUGCUCGUCCAGGGCCGUCAGCCAACUACUACGGGGUGUUCCCUCCUCAACAGCAACUGCCAUUAGACUCGUACAAGGACAGAUCUUUACUGUCGGCGCCCCCUCUUGCACCGCAAAAUCAACCCACUGGCCCGGCCCCCUAUCAGCAAACAGGCGACCCUCAAUUUUCGCACUCUGGCCAACCUUCCCAACUUCAAGGGGCGACAGUGCCCCCCGCGAGCAAGCUGCCUCCACCCAAGCUCACCAGCCACUCCCUGGCUUUGUUGAGUGUUUUCAAGGAUGAAUCUAUCAAAACACCCAAAACACCCAAGGCGACCCUGGUGUCACAGUCUGAGACGACACAGACGAGAGAACGAAAGCCAUCACAACAUCAGGAUCAGCUUCUUAGCUUACUGAGAGGGUCACCUGCUCCUGCUAGUCCGGGGCCAGUCGAACUAUCGGCCCAACCAGUUUCCCCCGCUAGGAAGCAAAUCCUUCAGCGCGCCCGCGGUGACCAGAGCCCAGCACGUCACUCCGGUACGAAUCAGCAUGUGGCUUGGCAGGGUGCCAAUCCCUGGACUUCUGCGUCCGUGUCUGGCCAGUCGGUCAAUACACCGCAACACGGAGUACCCAAACCGUCUGGCAGAAAAGCGCAGAAUGGAUCGGCUCGUAAAGCCAACCGAAAUGAGCAGGCACAGGCUCUUGCGUCCCCGAUAACGAUCCUGUCCAGACCACCAACAGCCAGGAAAGACCAACCUCCGGUGCGCACGACUUCGCAAUCGCCCCGUCCCUCCUCGCAGACACGACCCCCGAAGCCCAGUACUCCCGAACCACCGAAGCCUUUCCAACCACAAAUUCUGCGUCGCUCCGACAACCCGAACGCCAUCGACCUUUUGCCUAUCCGAACUAAGCUCAAUGAGAAUCACGAUCAGCAGGGCAUUACACGUGCUACUAGCUCCCCACAGCAGUCGCAGCCUCAGCCCAACUUCGAUCGUCGACCGAGUCAGACGGUUGCGCAAAAGGAGAUGCUUCUGUCUCUUUUUGGCAGACAAUCUUCCUCCCCGAACGUUUCACCUGCGGAACUCAGCGCGUCUAUUCCAAAGCCGUCGGAGACUUCCUCCGUCGUUAGCCCACUCUCGCCGCUUAAUCUCCCUCGUCAUCUCACAAACAUAAUGCGCUCCAGCCCAUCUACACGCACAGUAUGUGCGCGCUGCCUCAGCCGCGGGCGAUACUUUUCCACGACCAUCCAGCCCCGCGUUCAACAAUCCAGCACUACCAACCCUCCCUCCCCGCCGGCAACCGGCUAUGCCCGUCUCACAAACCGGGGAUUAAUCUCCAUCACAGGCAUAGAUAGCACCUCCUUUCUCCAGGGCCUCAUCACCCAGAACAUGCUAGUGACCAACGACCCGAACCGCUCCACCCGCCGAACCGGAUCCUACACUGCCUUCCUGAACUCCCAAGGCCGCAUCCUCAACGAUGCCUUCAUCUACCCCCUUCCCCAAGCAGAGGGCACCUCACCAGACGAACUCGCCUGGCUAAUCGAAGUGGACAAGGAUGAAGUCACAAGCCUCAUGAAACAUCUCAAGAAACACAAACUCCGCGCGAAGCUGAAACUACGUGCUCUUGACGACGGCGAACGGACCGUGUGGGCCUCAUGGAAAGAUCACAGCGAGCCCCGAUGGGCGGCAUAUAAUCUCGACUCGCAGUCACUUUCCCCUUUUGCCUCGGCCUCCGCAACGGUUACCGGCUGUGUGGAUACCCGGGCACCGGGGUUCGGGUCCCGACUCGUGACGCCGGGGGCGGAAGAUCUCAGGACGCAUCUCGCGGAGGAGGCGGAAGUUUCUGGAUCGGAAGUCGAACUGGGAACCUAUACCGUGCGACGGAUGCUGCACGGUGUGGCGGAGGGGCAGUCGGAGAUCAUUCGCGAGUCAUCACUUCCGUUAGAAUGUAACAUGGAUAUGAUGGGGGGGAUCGAUUUCCGCAAGGGCUGCUACGUUGGUCAGGAACUGACGAUCCGGACGCAUCAUACGGGUGUUGUGAGGAAGCGGAUACUACCGGUUCAGUUGUACGAGGGGAGUCAGGAGGGUUUUGCGUCGGCGGAUACGCCCGUGUAUGAUCCCUCUGUGGAGGUGGGGUUGCCGCCAUCCGGGUCGAAUAUUUCGAAGAUCAGCGCGCGCAAGGGCCGUAGUGCUGGAAAGUUCUUGGGUGGCGUGGGGAAUAUCGGACUUGCGUUGUGUCGGUUGGAGAUGAUGACGGAUGUUGCUCUGACUGGGGAGGGUACGCAGUAUAGCCCCGAUCAGAAGUUCAAGGUGUCAUGGACUGAGGCGGAAGAUGGCUCGUCUGGGUCUGGUGAAGUGAAGAUCAAGGCUAUCGUUCCACCUUGGACGAGGGAGCAUAUCUAUAAUGGUGGAGUGAAGAAGAAUCAUGGCCGUAACCAUGAAGUGGACAGUCAGCGGGCCAGGGAAUUGUUGGAGCAAUUGGAGGAAGAAGAAGAAGAAGAAUCGUCACGACGGAAUGAUUAAUUGUUUAAAAUGUAUCCUAGAACAAUUGUACAAUAUAUGUUAAAUGUGCAUCUGUAUAGAUGUGUCUCAUUCAGCGACAACACUGUGAAAGGAUGAUAUGAAAUGCGAG
Molecule: messenger RNA, 4217 nt
Organism: Aspergillus ibericus CBS 121593
Lineage: Eukaryota; Fungi; Ascomycota; Eurotiomycetes; Eurotiales; Aspergillaceae
Exons: 3
Coding region: 308-4108 (1266 amino acids)
Biological process (GO): deadenylation-dependent decapping of nuclear-transcribed mRNA; nuclear-transcribed mRNA catabolic process, nonsense-mediated decay
Cellular component (GO): P-body; cytoplasm
Molecular function (GO): protein binding; RNA binding; 5'-(N(7)-methylguanosine 5'-triphospho)-[mRNA] hydrolase activity
Source: RefSeq, a predicted model, not a curated record